This is a messenger RNA of Bactrocera dorsalis (oriental fruit fly), 1653 nucleotides long. RefSeq lists its product as uncharacterized. Bases 207 to 1445 code for a protein of 412 amino acids. The transcript has 2 exons. The record is from RefSeq and is a predicted model, not a curated record. Gene Ontology annotation, molecular function: nucleic acid binding; zinc ion binding. NCBI's taxonomy places the organism in Eukaryota, Metazoa, Arthropoda, Insecta, Diptera, Tephritidae.
UGUGGCAGCAUUAUAAAUAUGUAAAUUAUAUAUUGUGGUAACAUCAUAAAUCUGUAAAUUAUGUAUCUUAUUAUAAAUAAAAGAGUGUGGCAGCACGAUCUGCGGCCAUGUUGAAGAUAAAGAAGAACGAGUGCAGAUCAUUUAAAAAGAGCGUCCAACAUAAUAAAAUUGUUUAAAAUAUCAGAAGUGGUUGUAUUGCGCCCAAAAUGUCAUCAAACGAGGAUUCGCUUAGUUUAUACACAGUUGAACAAUUAAAAUCAUGGUUGCGUUCGCUCAAACAUAAAACAACAGGUAGUAAAGCCGAACUAAUUGUUCGCCUACAAAAAAUUCCUGAGGAGCUUCGUGGAAAUUUUCGAAACUCCAUGGUUGACGUUGACGCUGACGUUGACUGUACGCAAGCCAUCAUUGCGGAAAAAGAACAAGCUGAUGAAAUCAACGAAGGAGCGAGCAGUAUAAACAUCACCGAGGAGUGUGGUGAAUUUAGCAAUGGGAUUGUACCACAAUAUGACGCAAGUAAUCGAACGAGUGUUGAAAAGAAACAAAAAGAGUGUGAUGCAAACGAGUGGCGACUUUUAAAAAUCGAAUUAGAAUUGUUGAAGCGUGAGUGUGAACUAAAGAAGAUGGAAAAUGAACUUCUAAUGAGAGAAAAAGAACAGUUGAGAAAUAGUGAUAAUCAAACAAAAAACAUUUCCAAUAAGCAAAAGUUCGCAGAUGUUAAAGAACUUAUAUCUGAAUUUUCUGGUAGUGGUGAAUGCCUUAAGCUAUGGCAAGCACAACUAAAAAAUAUCCAGAGUGUUUACCAACUUGAUGAUAACAACCUAAGAGCAUUAAUUGCAAAUAAAUUAAAAGGCAAUGCGCUAAAGUGGUUACAUUCUCGAGAUGACUUGAUUUUAAUGCCAAUCGACAAGUUCUUAAAGGAAAUGAGCUCGCUGUUUGAAGAAAAAACAAGCAAUUUGAUGCUAAAGAAAAAGUUUGAAAUCAGGCAGUGGUUGACUACCGAAUCGUUUCGAGAAUAUUUCCAAGAAAAACUAAUUCUGGCAAAUAGAAUUCUAAUUGGUGAAGAUGAACUUGUAGAAUAUCUAAUUGAUGGUAUUCCGGAUAACACUUUACGUUCGCAAGCUAAAAUGCAACGAUUUCAUGACAAAUAUGAAUUGUUAGAAGCGUUUAGAAAUAUUCAAUUGCCACGAUAUAUAUCAAAGAAAAUGACAGCAGACAAUCAACAUGAGCAGUCGAAUAAUGGACAACAAACAACAAGAGUCGUGAGAUGCUACAAUUGCAACUCCGUUGGCCAUUUAGCAAGUGUAUGCCGAAAACCCAAACGAGAGCUUGGUGCUUGUCAUGUAUGCGCUGAAGUUGGCCAUUUAGCAGCAAAUUGUCCACAAAGGAAGAGCCGCCCUGUACAACAUGUCACAGAAUUGAUGGAAGGCGAUGAAUAUGAUCAUUAAUUGAUACGGGAAGCCCCAUUAGCUUUGUUCGCCAACAGUUCGUACCAGAUGUAGUAAUAAACAGAAAGAACAAUGUAUUUUUAAAAUAUAGUGGUAUAAACAAAAGUCCAUUAUCUAUUGUCGGAAAUGUAAACAGUUUUAUUUUUUUCAAAAAUAAAAGAAUUGAAUUAACGAUGUUAGUUGUAACAAAUGAAACAAUGACUCAUCC